Molecule: messenger RNA, 2256 nt
Organism: Zerene cesonia (dogface butterfly)
Lineage: Eukaryota; Metazoa; Arthropoda; Insecta; Lepidoptera; Pieridae
Product: cytosol aminopeptidase-like
Exons: 13
Coding region: 146-1777 (543 amino acids)
Biological process (GO): proteolysis
Cellular component (GO): cytoplasm
Molecular function (GO): metalloaminopeptidase activity; manganese ion binding
Source: RefSeq, a predicted model, not a curated record
AAAAAACCAGUAGUACCAGCAUUGAAAAUGAAAGCAAACAAAUUAACCUUACGAUUGACUCAGAUAAAUUCUACAUUCAAACUAAUCUUAACAGUCUAGUUGGCUUAUGUUUUCAUAUUGUGUUUCAUUGUACUGAAUUUUUAAAAUGGCAUUUGCAAAAUUAUUUUCGAGUGGUUAUGUUUUUUAUUUGGAGAGAAAUUUUAGCAAGAUAUUAACUAGGAGUUGCAGUGGGAAGACAAAUGUACCAGUAUGUGACAAAAAUGAAGAAGGUAAAGACAAUACAGUAUCGGGAGAGUCACCUUCAGGAAUUGGAAAAAAGAAUGGUUUAGUGCUGGGUGUUUAUGAAGAUGGUGACCAGUUCCAGUUGACCCCCGCAGCAGAAGAGGUCAACCAGAAGAGUGGGGGCAAGCUAUGCAAGUAUCUCAAUGAGCUCUCAUGCGAGAUGAAGCUCGGUAAAGCUUUCGUCGUGACAGACGUCGCGCCAGACGUGAGUUGCGUGGCGCUCGCUUGUCUCGGCAAGAAAGCGCCUGGCUAUAAUCACUUGGAGGAUAUCGAUGAAACUAACGAGAACGUGCGCGUGGGCGUGGGCGCGGGCGUGCGCGCGCUGGCGGCGCGAGGCGCGCGUGACGUCACCGUGGACGCGGCCGGCCAGCCGCGCGCCGCCGCCGAGGCCGCGCACCUGGCCGCUUGGAAUUUCCAAGAAUUCAAAUCGCUGGAGACACGUAAACCCGAAGUUAAACUCUCACAAUACGGCUCAGAGCCCAGUGACGAAUGGACCCUAGGGUCAAUCCUGGGUCGGUCCCAGAACUGGGCCAGGUUCCUCUCCGAUAUGCCCGCAAAUAGCAUGACUCCUAUAGGACUUGCGCAAGAAGCAUUAGACGUCCUCUGCCCUCUCGGAGUGCAAGUAACUGUGAGGGAACGGGACUGGAUAGAGGCACAAAAGAUGGAGGCAUUUCUCGCCGUGGCCAAAGGCUCUUGCGAGCAAGCUGUGUUGUUGCAAUGCGACUACCGCGCGGGGGGGGACACUCCGCCGGUGCUGUUGGCCGCUAAGGGCGUCACUUUUGACAGUGGUGGCUUAUGUCUGAAGAAAGCUCACGAAAUGAAGGAAAAUCGCGGUAGUAUGGCCGGCGCCGCCGUCGUGCUGGCGGCAAUCCGGGCCAUAGCACUCGCUAAGGUGCCUAUAAACGUGAGCGCGGUGAUACCGCUCUGUGAGAACAUGGUCAGUGGCCAGUGCAUGAAAGUGGGCGAUGUGGUCACUGCUCUCAAUGGACUCUCCUUGCAGAUAGAAGAUACGGACAUGGAAGGUCGUCUGAUGCUGGCGGACGCUCUGGUGUUAGGGCAGGUCCUGCACAAGCCUUCGCUCGUUAUUGACGUGGCAACACUCACUCACGGGGUGCUCCUCGCCACGGGGGGCGGCGCCUUCGGCUGCUUCUCGAACAGCGAGCCGCUGUGGCGCGCGCUGCGCCGCGCCGGCGCGCGCACGGGCGACCGCGCCUGGCGCCUGCCGCUGUGGGACUACUACCAGCGCCAGAUACAGAACGAUCCAGCAGUGGAUUUACGCAACAGAGGAUCAGGAACUGCCACUCCAUGUAUAGGUGCUGCAUUUCUGAAGAACUUCGUUUGUUGCGACUGGUUGCACAUGGAUAUAACUGGAGUGGGCAAGUUAUCGCAUGCCCCGGCGCCCCCUUACUUACACCCCUACCGUAUGACAGGUCGACCAACGCGCACGCUGGCCACAUUUCUGAUGAAUGCAGCUGAAUCGAAAGAUUGCAAAUAGACCAACUUUUUUUUAAAUCGUUUUCUUAUUGUGAUUGUAUUUUGUAAUAAAUUAACGCGCAUUCACACGUUCUUUUAUUGAUAAUCGGGAAUUACCUAAUAAAUUUUGUUUUAUUGUGACGUGUACAUUUAAAUCUAAGGAAGUGAAAAUGAAACACCGAUGCUUAUUGACCUAAAAAUGAAGAAACAUUUAUUUUCAGUAUGUCUUUUGUAAAAUUUAAUAACAGAAUGAAUCAAAUGUGGUAAUUCAAUAACAGCUGAGUUGCUCACAGUCGAUAGAAUUACUUCACCAACAAUAGAAAUAUAAUAUUUAUCAAGUCAUUUACAGAUACAAUUAAAUGUAGUAUCGAUAAAUCUAAUUUAUUCGUACAGAGUUAGAUUUAAACGUUGAAUGCGAAGCGCGGGGGCGGCCCCACUCGGCCGGAUUCUCACACAUCGCUAACCAAACUCCAAAUAAAUCAAACCAACAUAAAAAAAAAA